Pipistrellus kuhlii (Kuhl's pipistrelle) is the source of this 4328-nucleotide messenger RNA. It is a transcript of the gene PDE10A, whose product is annotated as phosphodiesterase 10A. Bases 66 to 2453 code for a protein of 795 amino acids. The record is from RefSeq and is a predicted model, not a curated record. Gene Ontology annotation, molecular function: protein binding; 3',5'-cGMP-stimulated cyclic-nucleotide phosphodiesterase activity. The transcript is spliced from 22 exons. Gene Ontology annotation, biological process: negative regulation of receptor guanylyl cyclase signaling pathway; signal transduction. NCBI's taxonomy places the organism in Eukaryota, Metazoa, Chordata, Mammalia, Chiroptera, Vespertilionidae.
CUCCCGCCCGGCUCCGGCCCGGCCCCGGCGGGGAGGCGGCGGCCGGACCCCGCGGCGGCCCCGCCAUGGCAGAUGGACCCUCGCACCACGCGAGCUGCUUCCGAAGGCUGACCGAGUGCCUGCUGAGCCCCAGUUUGACAGAUGAAAAAGUGAAGACAUAUCUUUCUCUUCACCCUGAGAUAUUAGAUGAAUUUGUAUCUGAAAGUGUUAGUGUGGAGACGGUAGAGAAAUGGCUGAAGAGGAAGAAUAACAAAGCAGAAGACGAGCCGGUGCCUAAGGAAGUCAGCCGGUACCAAGAUACGAACAUGCAGGGAGUCGUGUAUGAACUGAACAGCUACAUCGAGCAGCGGCUGGACACGGGCGGGGACAACCAGCUGCUGCUGUACGAGCUGAGCAGCAUCAUCAGAACAGCCACAAAAGCGGAUGGAUUUGCACUGUAUUUCCUUGGCGAGUGCAAUAAUAGCCUGUGCGUGUUCACGCCCCCUGGCUUCAACGAGGGCAAACCCCGGCUCAUCCCCGCGGGGCCCAUUGCCGAUGGCACCACCACCUCCGCCUUCGUGGCCAAGUCCCGGAAGACGCUGCUCGUGGAAGACAUCCUUGGGGAUGAACGAUUUCCAGGCGGUACUGGACUGGAAUCAGGGACUCGGAUCAAGUCUGUUCUCUGUUUGCCGAUCGUCACGGCGAUUGGCGACCUGGUAGGCAUCCUGGAGCUGUACCGGCACUGGGGCAAGGACUCCUUCUCCCUGCGCCAGCAGGAGGUGGCCACAGCGAACCUCGCCUGGGCGUCGGUCGCCAUUCACCAGGUGCAGCUAUGCAGAGGCCUCGCCAAACAGACUGAGCUGAAUGACUUUCUACUCGACGUGUCAAAAACGUAUUUUGAUAACAUAGUCGCCAUAGAUUCUCUACUGGAACACAUAAUGAUUUAUGCCAAGAACCUGGUGAACGCCGACCGCUGCGCCCUCUUCCAGGUGGACCACAAGAACCAGGAGCUGUACUCGGACCUCUUCGACAUCGGGGAGGUGAAGGAGGGCAGGCCCGUCUUCAAGAAGACCAAGGAGAUCAGGUUUUCCAUUGAGAAAGGGAUUGCUGGCCAGGUAGCGAGGACGGGGGAAGUGCUGAACAUUCCGGAUGCCUACGCAGACCCGCGCUUCAACAGGGAGGUGGACCUGUACACGGGCUACACCACACGCAACAUCCUGUGCAUGCCCAUCGUGAGCCGAGGCAGCGUGAUCGGCGUGGUGCAGAUGGUGAACAAGAUCAGCGGCAGCGCCUUCUCCAAAACGGACGAGAACAACUUCAAGAUGUUCGCCGUCUUCUGUGCGUUAGCCUUGCACUGUGCCAACAUGUACCACCGGAUCCGCCACUCGGAGUGCAUCUACCGCGUGACCAUGGAGAAGCUGUCCUACCACAGCAUCUGCACGGCCGAGGAGUGGCAGGGCCUCAUGCGCUUCACGCUGCCCGGGCGCCUCUGCAAGGAGGUGGAGCUGUUCCACUUUGACAUCGGUCCCUUUGAGAACAUGUGGCCUGGGAUUUUCGUCUACAUGAUCCAUCGCUCCUGUGGGACGUCCUGCUUUGACUUUGAGAAGCUGUGCCGCUUCAUCAUGUCUGUGAAGAAGAACUACAGGCGAGUGCCCUACCACAACUGGAAGCAUGCGGUGACAGUGGCGCACUGCAUGUAUGCCAUCCUGCAGAACAACCUGGGGCUCUUCUCCGACCUGGAGCGCAAAGGACUGCUCAUCGCGUGUCUGUGCCACGACCUGGACCACAGGGGCUUCAGCAACAGCUACCUGCAGAAGUUCGACCACCCGCUGGCCGCACUCUACUCCACAUCCACCAUGGAGCAGCACCACUUCUCCCAGACCGUGUCCAUCCUGCAGGUGGAAGGGCACAACAUCUUCUCCACCCUGAGCUCCAGCGAGUACGAGCAGGUGCUCGAGAUCAUCCGCAAAGCCAUCAUCGCCACGGACCUCGCCCUCUACUUCGGCAACCGGAAGCAGCUGGAGGAGAUGCACCAGACGGGCUCGCUGAACCUCAACAACCAGUCCCACAGAGACCGCGUCAUUGGCUUGAUGAUGACUGCCUGUGACCUUUGUUCUGUGACGAAGCUGUGGCCGGUUACAAAGUUGACGGCCAACGACAUUUAUGCAGAGUUCUGGGCUGAGGGCGACGAGAUGAAGAAGCUGGGGAUACAGCCCAUCCCCAUGAUGGACCGGGACAAGAGGGAUGAGGUCCCACAAGGCCAGCUCGGCUUCUACAACGCGGUGGCCAUCCCCUGCUAUACCACCCUCACCCGGAUCUUCCCGCCCACGGAGCCGCUCCUCAGAGCCUGCAGGAACAACCUCAUCCAGUGGGAGAAGGUGAUCCGCGGGGAGGAGACCUCAUCCUGGGCCUCGUCCCCGCCGACGGCCCCAGGCCCCAUGGAGCAGAAGCUGUCUGUGAAGAUGGAGGACUGAUGGCCCGGGAGCUGUCCCACACAGACACUCCUCUUGCUUCUGUGACUUUUCUACCUUUUAUUUUUGUGGGGGAAACCUACACCUGGCGCCCAGAUGCCAGCCUCGUGCAGAAGGUCCCAUCAAGUGACUCCGCCCCCCAGCUGACACCUGCCAGUCUCACCCUCGCCGCGGACGGCGACCGCGGGGACGGGCCUGGCCUACCGGCUGACACUGCUGACGCCUUACUGGGGACGACUCGCUCUUCACAAAGGGUGCUUUGCCGCCGGUCUUGUAGUGAGGGUUGGAAACGGUACUAUUACGGCAGUGUACUCUGGCUCUCACUGUCGCUUCAGUGUUGUUGGCUAUAAAUAGGAGUUUCACGCAUUCGAUUGUGGUGUCUGUGCGUGGCUGCCUGUGAUGGGCGUGCGCAGCAGGCAGCCGCAGGCCCCAGGCCCCCCAGCUUCCCGCGGACCAUGUCCUCACAGCGAGGGAGGAGUGGGCUCUGGAGCGCGCUCUGCUUGUGGCAGAGGCAGCCUGCAGCGGAAGCAGCCUUCCCUCCCGGGGAGGAGGUGCCUGGCUGAGGGCAGGCUCGGAGCCAUGCAGGGGUGCAAAGGGCAUUUGCGGCCUUGGCACAGUACGGCAUUUUGCAGAGAACAAAAUAAAGCAAGGCAUGUGCAUCUUUUUAGCAGACAGGCUUCUGUGGGGUAAAAUGUUGAGUUUUGAAUGAUGAUUUAUUUAUAGUUUCAUUUUGGGUCGUGGCAGAAGUUUAGGUCCACAUUCAUAUUGAAAGGCUGUUUCCUUCAUUACCAUUGAUUUCUCCCAAAUCAAGUUAAACCUAGAACUUCUCUCCAUUUCCUGCCGCUUGCCACUUCAGCGCUCAGGUCCCAGCCUCCUGCUGCCCUUGUCCUCCCCAGCUGCGUGUCAGGACGGGAAGGAGCCAGAGCGAGGGCUGGAGUGGAUUUCUUUUUUAAAAUAUAUUUUUACUGAUUUCAGAGAGGAAAGGAGAGGAGGGAGAGAGAGAGAGAAACAUCAGUGAGGAGAGAGAAUCAUUGAUCGGCUGCCUCCUGCAUGCCGCCUAUUGGGAAUCGAACCUGUAACCUGGGUACUUGCCCUAAAUAGGAUGGAACCGUGACCUCCUGGUUCAUAGAUCAACACUCAACCACUGAGGCACCCAGCCAGGCUGGGGCUGACUCCUGUCUUCUCUGCUCAGCGCCCAACAUCCACAGAGUCCUGUGUGUGAGCUCCUGCAUAGCCUCUGGCGGACUCCCAUCAUGCCAAGUGUAAAUGUUUGUGAGAAAUCUACAAAAGGAACAGCCUGGACCCCCACAGGAUGCCGAGCUGAGCAGGGCACCCCCGGGGGACGUGGUGCUGCCGUGGCUUUCAGUCACGGUCACUGUGGGGUCGGAUCCGGUGGAAUUAGCUGGAGGCCACAGUGUGACAGGCUGGUCCAUGCCCAGUAGCGAGUCCCCUGGUCCCGGGCCAGGAAGCCAGAAUGAGGCCAUUCCUAACGGAGAUUUUUAAAUGUCCGUCUACAGAUGCCAUGCUGUGCACACGGUGGUCCAUAGGAGCUUGGUUCUUGUGAAGAUAAGCCAGUUGUUUCUACAGCAUGGUUUAUUUACGUGGGGCAGAGAGCUGUGCAUAAACUUUGUUCUUUAAAAUUAACACUAUGUGUUCAAUUUCCUCACGGGGUGGGGGAGUUAUGGAUGUGGGCGCCUCCCCUCCUCAGAGCCCCGUCUGCUGUUGUAAUUUUACAAUAUGAGGGAGGGCGGAACAGCUGGAGAGAGAAAGGCCACUCUGGCUAGAUACACCGGUGUGUGUAGCUUUACACUCCUGUACAUAUGUAGAUACACACUUGUAUGUAGACACAUGUGAGAGCGAGAGAGAAGCAACCACGCG